AUGUCGCAUGAUAGAGCCAGACUAGUAAAUGGCGAAUCUUUAGGCGAGCCGUCACAGACACUCACCGUUUCUGAAAUUCCCUCCGUUUUGCAACUUCGUGGCCUUGAAAGCCCCGAUCCCGAAGCUACCUCAGGUAGAGGCUCUAACACCAGAAGACAAGCGGGGAACCGGGUUCGAUGGGAGGAAGGAGUGGUGGAUAAUGAGCAUUUGAAUAAAAAAAAGACCAAGAUUUGCUGCAUUUUCCACCCCCAGCAGGAGUUUGAUGCCGAAGGAGAUCACGAAGAUUGCCACGAACAUGAUCAUGGCCAUGAGAGUUCUUCUUCAUCCUCCUCCGAAUCAGACAGUGAUAAAAACGAAAGUCCUGACAUGAGGCGCAGGCAGCGCAAAGAGAGGCGGCAUCGAAAACUCAACAUGGGACGAUCAUCAAGCCCAAACGCCUACGAAAUCCAACCUGAUUAUUCUCAUCUAAGGAAUGACCCACGCCAGACUACGUGA
Molecule: messenger RNA, 495 nt
Organism: Lachancea mirantina
Lineage: Eukaryota; Fungi; Ascomycota; Saccharomycetes; Saccharomycetales; Saccharomycetaceae
Source: the annotation of a GenBank genome assembly